GCCCAUCGGUGGAGAUCAGAGAGGGAAGCUGGUAACUCAUUUCGUGAAGGAGCGACAUGAGCGCUUGUACCGUUUAUUGAGUGAGAAGGCGCGACGUAAAGAGACGGAUUCCAUUGCUGUAAAAUACGCGCGAGAGAUAAGUGUCAGCCGGUGUGUUUCAAGAGUUCGGGAGUUUAGUGUUAAAGUGUGCCUGAAGUAGUGCGUGAUUGGUUUCCUUCUGGACACGUGGUUUACAAUUUUAGAUUAAGUUUAGGAAGACGCUUAGGAAGAAUAUCAACCUAAGAAGAAAAAGAAUAAGAAGAAGAAGAAGAAGAAGUAGUAGAAGAAGAAGAAGAAGAAGAGGUAGUAGAAAAGGAAGAAGAAAAAGGAUCAUCACCAGCCUCGAGGAAUUACUUUCAUUGAGAGAGGAAUUUCUCAAUUUAGAUUAGGAUGUCACACCACAGCGACGAUAACAUGCUCAUAGCAACGUCAGAUUCAUUCUGGGAGCCGGGAAAUUACAAGAGAACGACCAAAAGGAUCGAGGACGGUCACAAACUUUGCGAUAGUCUAAUAGCAUUGGUUCAGGAAAGAGCAGAAAUCGAAAAAAGUUACGCAAAAGCGUUGAAAAAUUGGUCGAAAAAUUGGAACGACAAGAUUGAAAAGGGUCCAGAGUAUGGAACUACGGAAGCUGCGUGGAAGGGUGUUCUGGUCGAGUCUGACAGGUUGUGUGACCUUCAUCUUAGGGUUAAGGAAAACCUUUGCAACGAUAUCAUUCAACAAGUGAAGACAUGGCAAAAGGAUACCUAUCACAAGUCGAUGAUGACCCUCAAAGAGCGGAAGGAAAUGGAAGACGCGUUUAAAAAAGCCCAAAAACCAUGGGCUAAACUAUUACAAAAAGUCGAGAAAGCCAAAGCUGAAUAUCACAACAGCUGCAAAACUGAACGAACUGCAGCUAACAUGGAGAGGAAUGCUUCCGCUGAUAGUUCUCUUUCACCAGACCAGAUGGCCCGAGGCUCUGAAAACAUGACUGAGUGUGGAUGUGGUGAUGCAUGGGGCCUCAGAAUACGAGAGUGCCUUAGGAAUUCUAAAAUAGGGGACGUUCAGCUUGUAAAGAAAAUGCAAGACAGAGUCCAGAAGACGAAAGAAGAAGUACAAAAGGCAAAAGAAAAAUACGAAGCCGCUCUUCAAGAAAUAAAUCAAUAUAAUCCUAAAUACAUGGAGGAUAUGUCACAAGUUUUUGAUAAAUGUCAAGAAAUGGAGGCCCAACGACUUCAAUUCUUCAAAGAAGUUCUUUUUGGUAUUCACAAGUGCCUCAAUAUAUCCCAGGAUCCAGUGCUUCCACAAAUUUAUGAAGAAUUUUACCAUACGAUUAAUAACGCCGAUCACGAAAAGGAUCUUAAAUGGUGGUCUAAUAAUCAUGGCAUAAACAUGGCUAUGAAUUGGCCACAAUUUGAGGACUACACAGAGGAAUUCCGUGACAUCACCAAGGGUUCGAAGUCAAAGGAGGCACUUCCAGCUGGAUCCAUCACUCUCAUCAAUCAACGACCGGUCGGCGAGGAUCUGCAUGAAUUCCCUCCAGUCAAUCAUAAAUCAAAGUCAAAAUCUGCUGGUCGUGUUAUAUCAACGGAUGGACUUCACAAUGAUAAUAAAACAGAUACUAUUAAUUCGAGCAAACAAUCAUCGGAAAAAAUUAAUCACGAAAGUAGUGGCGUUAAUAGAAGUUCUACAAUUACGAAUGGUACUAAUAAUACAAAGCAGGAAUCUAAUCCAUUCGAGGAAGAGGAAUGGGACGAGGAUGGUGGUGAACCAUUAGUAGACAGUGGAGAACCAGGAGUUCCGGUUAAAGCUUUGUAUAAUUACGAAGGUGCAGAAGCUGACGAACUUAGUUUUAAACAAGGUGAUGUAUUUGAAAAAUUGGAAGACGAAGACGAGCAGGGAUGGUGUAAAGGAAGGAAAGACGGUAGAGUCGGUCUUUAUCCUGCAAAUUACGUAGAAUUAUUAUCUCAAUAGUUUAUGCAAAUUAUUGAAAUUUUCUAAACAAAAUUCCUUUCCUGGUUACUUAAAGAGUAAAAAUUUAU
This is a messenger RNA of Polistes canadensis, 2057 nucleotides long. It is a transcript of the gene Synd, whose product is annotated as protein kinase C and casein kinase substrate in neurons protein 3. Gene Ontology annotation, biological process: plasma membrane tubulation; regulation of endocytosis; cytoskeleton organization. The transcript is spliced from 11 exons. The record is from RefSeq and is a predicted model, not a curated record. The coding region runs from base 430 to 1989 and encodes 519 amino acids. Gene Ontology annotation, cellular component: plasma membrane; endosome; cytoplasm. Gene Ontology annotation, molecular function: protein binding; phospholipid binding. NCBI's taxonomy places the organism in Eukaryota, Metazoa, Arthropoda, Insecta, Hymenoptera, Vespidae.